CGAGCAGCAGCGAUCACAGACGCAAGACGCGGAGGAAGCCGUGAAAAUAUCCGAAAUCUGAUUCUCGCCGUUUCCCGACCGAUACGUUUCCCCCAGUUGAACAGGCAGAGGAAAAAUAACGGCCGCAGUCAUGUACCUGAAGGUGGUGUUUUUCGCUGUAGUUGUGGCUCUGAUUGGCGCAUCAGCCGCAUCAGACUCAGAUGGAUGUUCCAACCUGUCAUGUGCUUCAUGUGCAACCACUAGCGACUGUGUUUGGGUCAACUGCACAACAUCAUCCUUCGGCUGUCGCAACAGUACUCUUUUGGCCGCAAACGACACCUGCGUCAACGCUACCUGCUCAGCUGUUCAAAGCACAACAGCCCAGGCUUCAACUGUCUCUGCACCUUCGACUGCUUCCCAUGCUCCUACAGUCUCUACUGUCCCUGUUGUCACCACCACCACCUCUAACAGCAGCAGCACAGUCACAGACAAUUCAACCACCAUUGCCCCCACUCAUAGUAGUAACAGCUCCACGGCUACAUCCACUACUUCAACUGGAACCAGCACAACUACCACAGCAAUGACCCCCACUCCUGCCCCCCACAAGAACUCCACCUUUGACGCUGCAAGCUUCAUUGGCGGAAUAGUGCUGGUCCUGGGCCUGCAGGCUGUGAUCUUCUUCCUCUACAAAUUCUGCAAGUCCAAGGACCGCAACUACCACACCCUUUGAAGCAGCAUCUCUGUCGGAUCCGCACAGCACUCGACCCGUCCCCUUUUAGAGAAGAGUCCCCGCUCAGCACGCACUCAUCACGACAAACUCAAACAGUGAUUCCAAGCAGGUUUUUGUUUUUGUUUUUUUUGGGGUUUUUUUAUAUUUGGUGUUUAUGCCACUUGUGGUUUCGGCCCACAUUACUUCUGCUGUUGUAGUCUGUAUUAAGGCACCCAUGCAUGCCUGUAUGUAUGAUAAUUCACAUCACGCCGACUUGUACAACAGAACAGAUCUCAUGUGAGAUGGCAUUUAAGCCUUGAGCAUAUGGAUUACAUCAUCUGGUAACUGCGCCCCCACCUCCAUCAUGCCAUUAGUCAUCUCUCGAAGACCAUUUUCCAGCAAAUUGAGGGGGUUGGUGUUAUUUACAGCCCCUCUGCUCACCACAUGAGAGCUAGAGAUUUAGUCAUGUAUACAGAGCAGCUUUCCUGUUGAUGCUUGGGAGUAGUACAGCUGCAAAGUGGUAGCAUUCACAGGAUUUUUUUCUUUUUUUUUUUGGUUUUUAAUCUUGAUUUGGAAACACUGUUUGAGUUCACAGCUAUUCUUAAAUGUGACGACCGUGAUGAUUCAGUAUUGCUUUUAGCCUGCUGAAUCGUGGGCAGGCUCCCUCUCCCCCAUGCAGCUGUAUCAUGUAUAUGUGUACGCAGAUCAUGUAAAAGAGAUGGGGUUACUUAGGAGGGAAUAAAAGCAGCACCCAAUCAUCUAAAGUCAGACUGAAAAAAUAGCAGUCCUUCUGGUAUAUAGUCUUAUUUUGGCAUUUAGGAAUGCUGUGCGUUUUCUGCUGUUGAAUUCCUGGGGGAAAAUCUUUCACCCAAUACAAGUUGUUAAAAAAAAAUGUCCAACACCAACUGCCAGCUGAGCAGCUCAAUGCAAUAACUCAUAUAUUAAGUUCAUUUCCCAACCAUUAAUCUCUCAGCUGUGAUUUCUGAUCUUUACUGACAUCAACUCUUACCCACACGGAUUGCUAACGCGGAGCGGUCCCUUCCUUUCUGUAGAGUAGUUAAAAAGGGUGAAAAUGAACGAUUGUAGAAUAUUUCAGAAAUAUGAAUAAGUAAUUUGUUUAAAUAAUUUAUAAAAUAGAGAAUGGUGGAGACAAAGAAAAUGGCAUGCACCUUUCUUGAUGUGGACAGUGAUAGCAGUGAAGUGCCUUUAAUGUCCAGUAUGACUUAAAGUGAAAAAUGAAAGAGGAUGAGUAUUUUCUUCCUGGUUGAGGCCCUGAGUGUUGUCAUUAGUUUAGGUUUGUGAGAAAGAAACGGUAUCGCGGUGCUGAUAUUGGUGAACAGUGAGAGCCGUAGUAUUCCAGCUGGACUGAAGAGCUUUUUAUUGUUGAAGAAUACGGUGGGUAGUUAUCACUCGAGGGCCUUGAUCAGUCAACAUCGAAGUUUUUCCCUGUAAGUAGAGGACUAUAUUCAGAGCAUGAAACCAAUGGUCUUCUCACUGGUGACCUUGCUGAAAUAGAUCAUUUAAAGGUACUCUCCUUUUUAUAGCUCCCAAUACGACUUCCAAUGUCCUCCCAUCUCACUGUUGAUGUUUCAGAACUCAGUUGUAAAUUGUGUUUCAUUUCAAAACAUGAACAAUGAGCUGGCAGGAAAUUUCUGCCCGCUGUUAGGUGCUACAAAUCUGGGAGUGUACCUUUUUAAAGAAAUGGCAAGCAUAUUGGGCUUAAUUUAGAAUUUGAGUGCCGGAGAGUUUGUUGAGGUAAAAAUGUCGGACUGCUUGAGUGCCGGUUUGGUCAAAUGAGCAUUGCACCUCUGAUUUCUGAUUUUGCUGUGUAAGUGAGAGGAUUGCGAAUGGAGUGCAGAAUUGCAACAACCAAGUGGCCAUGCUAGAGCUCAUGUUCUCUAAUUAGCUUGCUGCUAAUUGUGAUAAUUUUUUUUUUUCCAUUUUGUCUCUCCUGUACAUAGACAAGUCCUGUUUUUGUUUAUCUUCUAGGUUUCGACUUGAGGAAAGGCUAAAUGAAGGAGUGUUUAUCAGAACAUUUUGCUUGUAACAGCUUGUCAGUGUAAAGAAUGUUUUGUUUAAAGGCCUUUUUGUCAUUAUUGCAUGCUGGAUGCUUGGAGUGGUGAUUUCUCCUCCCAUUGCAAACCCACCUUAAGGGUUUAGACACACUUAAAAACCACUUGAUUAUUUGUGAGUAGCCCAUAUGCUAGUUGAAAGAAUGCCUUGAAACAGUGUGCAUUAAGCCAAAGUCCUCAAUAUUGGCAUGGAAAUUGAGCAUUGCACUGACAAGCUUUGUUUUGUAACUUUGUCUUUGUAAAUGUUUUCAUGGUUCAGCCAAAAAAAAAAAAAAAAGAAAAGAAAAAAAUCAGAUGCUUGUAUAAAUACUCAGUCUUGAAUAUUAACUAGAUAAUGGAUGAAUAAUCACUUUGUUUUGUAUGACCACAAACAGUUGGAAGUUCAUGAGUGCAGAUAUUUUUUUUUUUUCCUGUUUGUUUUGGCUUGCGUAAUCUAGGAUUACAUGUUUUCUGCUGCUCACCAUUAACACGCCUUCUAACCUACAGUCACCUGGUGGCAUUAGGCUACAGCCCAAAGACCCAAGUAUGGCGGGUAGGCUACAGAGUUUUUGCCUUAGCUGCACGCAUUUGUUCAUUCUCUGCAUGAGGAGUCCCUUCACCCCGAAUUUAGAGUCAUCUCUUGAGUUUUAUUCACAGAUAUUGAGUGGUACCCUGUGUGCCCACUGAAUCCAGUCAGAGCGCUCUCUGCUUCCGACAUGGUAGCUGCAUUCCUUAACAACACAGAUUCACAUGUUGACAUUGUGGUGUGUCAAAACACCUCUGGUAUCCACGGAUACCAACAGAUGUCCAUUGUGUUGCCUCUCUGCAGCUUCUCCAACAAGUUACUCAGUCCCUGCACCUCUUAAGGAAAAGUGCCUUAUUCAGUUAAUAUCCAUAUAUAGUUGUAGUUUGUAAGAUGAUAUGCCACACCUAUUAAAUAUCAAUGGGACUCAGCACUUUCAGACCCCUGUGAAGUGGUUUCCUGUGUCGUGUUCUGCUUAGAUGUCUGUUUUGUCACGCUCAGCCUUAACUUCUUGGUCAAAUCCACAGAUCAUUUGCUAGUGAUAAGUUGUCUGAUCAAUCACCAGGCUGCUUUGAAAGCAAAAUAUUUGUCAGAUGUACUCUGGAUACUGGCAUUUCAGCAGCAUUUAAAUACCAACAUUUUAACCACUCACACAGUAGAAUUAUAGGUGUUAUGUGUAAUGCUGCCAAACUGACCAGCCAUUGUUUGGUAUCAACUAGAUUUGGCCUGGUUGUAGCUCGGACAACUCAUCACUAGCUCAUUGUGGUAAAAUAACUCAUCAGUAAUGUUGUAACCACAACCACAGAUCUUGAGUGUUCUUACUUCAACAUUUCCUCUGUAAUGCAAACACUCACAUGAUAACUUGAACUCCACUUUGGUUGUAAUUUUCAAUUGUUGCGUUGAACAACUUAUUUUCUCUCCUGUAGGAUUUUAAAUUCAAAUUUGCUUGGUCAUGGAGGGCUCUCCUAUCAGUUUUCAGCCUUGCAGUGUUCACUUCCAAGAGCGAUGAGUAAAAAGCUUUUUGAUUCCCUCCUUUGCCUUGUGGCUUUAUUGCUAUGUGCACACACUGUAGUGCCAUACUUUUUCUUUCUUUCUUUUUUUUUUUUGUACCAGUUGUGUUACAGGCCAUCAGUCUUGUAGGUACGAGUUUUUGGCUUUGCUCCCACCCCACCUUAACACAUCCACACAUCCACACACACACACACAGCCAUAUGUAGACACUUGCAGGUGCCACAUUGCCUCCUGAAAUCUUACGUGCUUAUUUUGCCCCCCACCCCCCAGCGCCUCCCCUCCCAUUUUUUCCAAAACCUUUUUAUUUUUUUGCCUUGUUUUCUAGUGUUGCCUUUAGUUUCACAAUGUUAAACCAAUAAAGUUUGAAUAUUGUUAAA
Molecule: messenger RNA, 4650 nt
Organism: Toxotes jaculatrix (banded archerfish)
Lineage: Eukaryota; Metazoa; Chordata; Actinopteri; Toxotidae
Gene: cd164
Product: CD164 molecule, sialomucin
Exons: 6
Coding region: 131-709 (192 amino acids)
Cellular component (GO): cytoplasmic vesicle
Source: RefSeq, a predicted model, not a curated record